UGCGUGCGGCUGCAGGGCGCGCCCUCAAGUCCGCGCGGUCUCCCACUCGGCGUUGGGGGACACAGGCGACAGCAUGGACACCAAGCGCUGCUUUGCCAACCGCUUCGAUGACUACCAGGGCAGCCUGCUGGCCGGUCAGUGUGAGGAGGCGGUGGCGCCCUUGGUCACCGCCACCAUCGAGCGCAUUCUCCAGGAGCUGCCCCCACUCGGGGGUGCCGCCGAGGCCCGGGGGGCGGCAACUGGGGCCAGCGGCUGCCAGGGGGGACUGUACGGCGGCGUGGCCGGAGUAGCCUACAUGCUCUACCACGUCUCGCAGAGUCCGCUCUUCGCCACUGCCCGGGAGCGCUACCUGCGCACUGCCAAGCGCCUCAUCGACGCGUGCUUCCGAGCGGAAGAGUGGGGCGAGCCGGACGCUGACACCCGCGCCGCCUUUCUCCUCGGGGGCGCGGGUGUGUAUGCUGUGGCCACGCUCGUAUACCACGCCCUGGGCCGGUCUGACUACGUGCAGCCACUGGGCAAAUUCCGGGCUCUGUGCGCCGUCUGUGCGCCCGUCUCCUUCCUGGAGUGUGGCUCCGACGAGCUGUUCGUGGGCCGCGCUGGCUACCUGUGCGCCGCGCUGGUGCUCAAGCAGAAACUCGCCCAGGAGGUGCUGACCCCCGCGCAGAUCAAAUCAAUUUGCCAGGCGAUUCUGGACUCUGGGAAGCAGUAUGCCAUAAAAAAGAGAAAACCAUUCCCCCUGAUGUAUUCUUAUUAUGGAACUGAAUACUUGGGGGCAGCUCAUGGUCUGUCAUCCAUUCUCCAGAUGCUUCUUUCUUACCAUGAGCACCUCAAGCCCUCAGAUCAGGAGCUGGUGUGGCAGAGCGUGGACUUCCUCAUGGAGCAAGAACAGAACUGCAACUGGCCGCCUGAGCUCGGCGAGACCAUUGAGAGAGAGAACGAGCUGGUCCACUGGUGCCAUGGAGCCCCAGGAAUUGCCUAUCUCUUUGCCAAAGCUUAUCUGGUGUCCAAAAAACCACAGUACCUGGACACGUGUAUCCGGUGUGGGGAACUCACAUGGCAGAAGGGCCUGCUAAAGAAGGGGCCAGGGAUUUGCCAUGGUGUGGCCGGCAGUGCCUAUGUCUUCCUGCUUCUAUACCGGCUCACGGGAAACUCUAAAUACAUUUACCGAGCCCAAAGGUUUGCUGAAUUCUUAUUUACCGAGGAAUUCAAGGCCGGCUCGCGAGUCCUUGAAAGUAUUUACAGCUUGUAUGAAGGCUUCUCCGGAACGGUGUGCUUUCUGAUUGAUCUGCUGCAGCCCAGUCAGGCUGAGUUCCCGCUCUUCAGCGUGUUUGUUUAGAAUGCUCCACCUUCCACUGUGUCUCUGCAGAAGGCCCCCGAGAUGGCCUGAGCCCACCCGAGGCCGUUUCCACAUAAACCACAUUCAAUGGGAUCACAGCCAUGAGCCUUAACAUUGCUGCCAGGAGGAAGGGAGCAGGCAAGUGAAGGCAACUUGAUACCAGACUUGAGAGAGCACAGUCUGAGAACCUGAAAGAUGAAGACAACGCCACUCUUCUAAAGACCAUAGAAAUUUAACAUUUCAGGGAAUAAAUGUGAAACCAGAGGUCAAAGGAAAAAGGGAAAGAGAACAGAUCUGUUUUUCAGUUACGAUAAACAACAAAACAAAUCUGAAAUAUGGUCUACGGCAAUAAAAUUCCAAUCCCUUUGCAAUUGGGGAGAGAUUAUGACCAUUUAUGGGUGCCCUCCACCCCUAAAUUCAGAAAUAAAAGACAAAUUGAAAACUAAAAAGUGAUUGCCCAACUGAAAACUUAGGAGGGAUGAAGUGUCAGGUUGCUGAAGGAAGUAAAAAGAAACUCUUGGUUGUCCUAAACAGUUACUUAUGGAAAUUCAUGAUUUUUACUGAUUCACGGAGAUAUUUGCCUAUGAAUAUAUAUUUUCUAUCAUUACCCGGGGCCCUUUAAAGAAAUCAUAUCAUAACGUGGUUUAACCCCUGAAAUUAGACAUUUCGUUAGGCCUUAGACCAUCUCUUUUCCUGGUUCCUUUUACUUUCAUAAAGUUCGAUUAGAAUAGUAAAAUUCAUAAACUAGCAAAUACUGUAGAAAGUGUUAUUGUCAAGUAUUUUUCUCAGUUUUAAGUGUGAGCUGUGCAUUGUCUAUUGUUAGUAAUUCUUAAAAAUGCCUUUAUAUAUGCAGUCCCUAUGAAGCUAUUAACUGAACUAUAAAUAUACUCUUGGUAAAAAUAACUCAUCUCAAAGAUCAGGGUAACCACUACAAAGGCCUGUCGUUUCUGCCUUUGAUGGAAUACUGUGACCCCUGGAAUAGGCAGAGAAAGGGCCUGGUGUUUGUGGAAAGAACAUUGCUCAAUUUUAUACUCUUAGAUUGAGAUAAGCUCCCUAGCUGAUCACCUUACCUUAUAAGACACAGGGUCCACUGGAAAUUGACUACAAUACCCAUUGAGCCAAGUUGUCACAUCAAAUUCAACUCAGCUGUAAACACAUGGAAGUUGUAAAACUGCUUCAAGUAAACAGUGGUUUGCAGAACACUGUAGGAGCAUCUAUCACUUCAAUACUCAGAACAUAACUCUAUCACUUUCCUUGAAUUCUGGCACUGGCAAUUUCAUGUAUCAGAAUGAGGUAGAUAAUAGAUAUAAAUUUAUCCCCAUGUAAAACAAAGCACCUAUUCUUCAGUGGUUCCUAACUCAGAUCAUAGACGGACUUUGGGAUGACUUGGGAAAUGCUAUGUUGUCUGGAAAUGUCUUUGUGUGUGUGUUGGUGUCUGUGUAUAUGAGCAUGUGCUCAUUUUUUCCUGGGAAGAAGAUCUCUAGCAUUCAUCAAAUUCUCAAAGAAUUCCAUGACCAAGAAAGUUAAGAACUACCUUUGCAUACUUUAUGGCUGUAUGUUUGCAUUCAUCAGAAAAACUAGGACAAAAUGAUUUUGAAAAUCAUACACCUUUUCAGAUUAUUGUUCCAUUUCCAUUUUCACAUCCUCAGACAUAAACAUAUAAAAUUGGCCUCAAUUGUUUAUUUUUGAAAAUACUCAGUUUGAGGCAAAUCCACAUAAAUAGCAGCUUUCAGAUGACUCCCAAAAUUGGGUUCCAGAAGUUCUUUCAUGAAUAGUCAAGUGUCUUCUUAGAAAGUCUUUAGGCAAAAUACUUCCUACAAAGUAGUCUCUUGUUGAAAGGCUGAUGAUAUCUGCUUUUCACCGUCUGGUUUCAAAUUCAUUUCAUUUGAUCCCUAGAAACUGAAGAUAGUAACCAUACAAUAUACAGGGCUUUAUGGAACACAUGCUUUUUAUCAUUCAACAACCAUUUGAGGUAUGUUAGGUAAGCGGUCCAAAGUUUCACAGCUAUUAAGGGACAUAACUAAGAUUCAAACCCAGUGUUUCACUUUCCAGGUGUAUUAUUUAGUAUUCUAAACUAGAAUCUGAUAAUACAGUAGUAAACCAGGAAACCAGAAGCCUUCUGUUUCUGUUUCCUGAUCCUGCCAUCAUUUACCCUGGAUAUUUAUACCCUAAGGCACUAGGGAGGAGCUCUGGUGGUGGAAAUGGUUAAGUGCUCAGCUACUAACCAAAAGGUUGGCUUCCAAACCCACUCAGUUGCUCCAUGGGGAAAGACCUGGUCUGCUCUUAUAAAGAUUACAGCCAAGAAAACCCUAUGGAGCAGUUCUACUCUGUCACAUGGGGUCGCUAUGAGUUGAAGUCGACUCGAAGGCAACUAACAACAACAACACAGCAGUAGGAAAUGAUAAUAUUGCUCUCAUCAUAUCACAGUUUCAUUUCUAGGAACUACAGAAAAACUGAACUUCCUUCCUGCUCACCCACCCUUUUAAGAUCUAGUUGGGUGACCAUAAUGUUGUGCUGAAUAUUGUGAAAAUGCAACCAACCCUUUUUUUGUGUCAAAUCCAAGCGAAGACCAUAUUUGAGUGUUGUCUUUAUGAAAUAACACCUUAAUAAAUUAUAAACAAAGAUAAGCUUGUUUAACUCUGAAACAUGCUGAAAGUUUUCAUUUUCCUAAAAGAAUAGGAUUAUAGGUGGAGCAGGAUCCUCUUCGGUAUUGUUUUCCCAAGAAGGGGGGACAAAAAAACCUUAAGUUUUACUGUAGAAAAUGAGAUGUCAUUUCUUAUUUAAUUAACCAAUUUAUCUCCUUCUAUGUAAUAACAUUCAUUUUUGAAUAGUACUUCGGCAUAUUGCCUCUUAAAGGCUUUGGGGGGCAUUUUCACCACCACUAGUAUAACUUUGGAUUUCCCAGGGGGUGCAAAUGGUUAAUGUGCUUAGCUGCUAACCAAAAGGUUGGAGCUUCUAACCAAAAGGUUGGAGGUUCCUAUGAGUUUACCCAGAGGAACCUAGGAAGAAAGGCCUGGCAAUCUACUGAAAAACCAGCCGUUGAAAAUCCUAUUGAGUUCUACUCUGGCACACAUGGGAUCGCCACAGCAACUGAUCAGUAUAACUUUAAUAUUAUUUACUAUAUGUGCCACAAACAAUUACAAAACCUGACGGAAGUAGUGGAAAGGUUUGAGGCUACAUUCAGAGUCUCUCAGCAAUGAGGAGAUUGCAUUAUAUUUCCAGAACAGGGAGUUUUGUAAAUCGUUAGAACUCUAUACAAUUUUGUUUCAUUAAUGUAGUUACAUAUUUCUCUUCCACACUCUCCCCCUCCCCGCCAAAUGUUAUACAUCUUUAUUUUGCCCAACCGUGAUUGCAAACAUCAGUUUUUACUUUGUAGUUUUUCCCUUUGUAACCUGAUAACUGAAGAAAAGAGAGGGUUUGACAGUAUCUCUUCUUCUGUGCUUCUUUAAGUAAUUGACUACACUAUUAAGAUAAUAGCAUUCACUUAAGAAUUUGUUUCUCUUGAGAAACAAAUAACAAAUAGAGCCAUUUCUUGGUCUAUGCUAAAUUGGAGCUCUUCCACCGACAACUUAUUUCUUUAACUUUCUUUAGCAUGCUAAGAUUUUAAUCAAGUUGAUAUUCAGAUUGUUUCAAUUUCUGUAGAGAACAAAUCUUGAUAAUUUUUUUGAACAUUUUAUUAUGCUUUAGGUGAAAGUUUACAGAACAAUUUGUUUCCCACUCAAUACUUUAUACACAGAUUGUUUUGUGACAUUGAUUACAAUCCC
Messenger RNA from Trichechus manatus latirostris (Florida manatee), 5100 nucleotides. RefSeq names its product LanC like family member 3 (gene LANCL3). The transcript is spliced from 5 exons. The record is from RefSeq and is a predicted model, not a curated record. Lineage: Eukaryota; Metazoa; Chordata; Mammalia; Sirenia; Trichechidae. Gene Ontology annotation, biological process: peptide modification; carbohydrate metabolic process. The coding region runs from base 74 to 1336 and encodes 420 amino acids. Gene Ontology annotation, cellular component: plasma membrane.